This is a messenger RNA of Zophobas morio, 2875 nucleotides long. RefSeq names its product GATOR2 complex protein MIOS-B (gene mio). Gene Ontology annotation, cellular component: cytoplasm. Bases 177 to 2717 code for a protein of 846 amino acids. Gene Ontology annotation, molecular function: protein binding. Gene Ontology annotation, biological process: positive regulation of TORC1 signaling; cellular response to amino acid starvation. NCBI's taxonomy places the organism in Eukaryota, Metazoa, Arthropoda, Insecta, Coleoptera, Tenebrionidae. The record is from RefSeq and is a predicted model, not a curated record. The transcript is spliced from 11 exons.
ACGCUUGUUACCGCUUGUGUCGCAGGAGCGCCAACACAAAACAGUAAAUGUCAAAAGUCACUAACGUUCUGUCAAAACAUAACCUCUCGGCAAAAAUUGCAAAACAAUGUUUAUUUAAUUUAACCUUGUAUGCAGUGAUUAUCGACAUAAGUUGAACGUUUUGUAGAUUCCAUAGGAUGUCCUCCAAGUUGGAGAUACAAUGGACACCUAUUCCAAAUAAAUUCAUAACAUGGGGGUCUGAAAUCUGCUUGUAUGAAGUCCACCAAGACAGAGACAAUGUUUUCCAAAGUAUUAAGCUCUCAAGUACAACGUCUGCGAACUUAUUGGCAACUAACACUAAUCACCACUAUGUGAAGUGUUUGGACAUUUACCCUAAAUCAGACGCCGAUUUAUUGUUGGCGGUUGGUUUAUCAAACGGGAGGAUUUCGCUAUCGACGUUUGGACCCACAGAGUACGACUCGUUGGGUUUGCCUGGUAAAGAAUUAGUGCCGCGGCAUGCCCGACAGUGUAACACUGUCUGCUGGAACACCAUUGAAACAAGUUGGGUGGCUGCCGGUUUAGAUAAGUACAGAUCCGACAACUCCGUUUUAAUCUGGGACAUAACCAAAUCCUCCCAAAACAAUGACAAUAGUUCAGGAAGACUGGCGGUUAACACAAUGGCCCCCGCCGUAGAACUCGCUAAACCCAUAGCAGAGUUCGGGGUGUCAGAAACCGCUCACAGCAUGGCGUGGUUUAGCAGCAACAGUAAACUGAUUGCAGUUGGUAUGAAUCUAAAAAAUAUCAAAUUUGUGGAUAUCAGAGAUCCGAAUAAAAUCACGAAUUCAACCCUAACUAAGGCGGUUUUUGGGGUUUGUAUGGACCCGAACGACGACAGACAUUUGGCGUCGUUUUUUGAGAACAAUAUUUACGUGUGGGAUACUCGGAAUUUCGAAAAACCGAUUCUGACGUUGCAUCAUAAUAAACCCGUGAUUAAAAUUGCGUGGUGCCCUACAAAGUAUAAUUUGUUGGGGUCGUUGCAAAAGGAGAGUUCUGUUAUCAAUUUGUAUGACAUUCAGCACACUGUUAUUGGAAAUGAGGAGGUCGAGCCGUCUGUUUUGGAAAGGGACGUGGCUCCGGGGUCCCCACAUAAUAUUAUGUCGUUUUCGUGGCACAACACCGACGAAAAUCGAUUCUUGACGAUUGCGUUAUCAGGAACCAUAACCGACUAUACAGUUUUCGACCGAAUUACGUUAAACUGGGCCCCCACUUCCAACGUCGUCUGGACUUACGGGCGAAAAACCAUGAAAUACAUCAACGACUAUCCGCUGCAGGACAUUUCAACGAAAAUCAAACAGAGGGCGCUGGCGGGCUACGGCUUAAAAGCAGAAAUUUACAAAAACGGCGAAAUUGUGGACAACGAAAUGCUAUCAAACGUCUGGAACUGGCUAUACUUGAGUGGAAAACUCGUCGAAGACGGUCUCCUAAACGGCACCCAAUGCAAACACCCGGGAGUCCAAGCCGUGUUAAAACUGGACCCCAGCAACAACAAAUCGGACCACUACUCCCUCUUGUGGUCAGAUCUGGGAAACAAAAACUGUCAGGGUGUCGUGCGAAUUUUCAAGCACGAGGAUCGCGACAAAGCGCUACAUUUGUGUAGUUGGCACUUCGAACGAGACUCAAACAAGUUAACCCAAUUUCUUGAACAACUUGAGAAAGAGCAGGCGUACACAAGAGCCGCCGCUAUAGCCGUUUUCAAUUUAAAAAUCCGUCUAGCGAUUGAUAUUUUAAGUCGGGCGCCGGAAAACGUGUCGUUUGGGUCGAGUUUGAACGUGAUGGCGAUGGCGCUUGCGGGUUUUACGGACGACAAGAGUAGCGUGUGGAAGCAGUUUUGCUCGACCGCUAAACAAAAAUUGUCGGAUCCUUAUCUAAAGGCGAUUUUUAGUUUUCUGACUACGGAAAACUACAAUUAUGAGAGUGUUUUGAAUGAAAGUGGGGUCACGGUCGAUGAUAGGGUGGCGUUCGCUUGUAUGUUCCUUCCAGACAAUCGUUUACAUGAUUAUUUGAAACGAUUGUCGGAUAAGUUGAUUGAGGAGGGUAAUUUGGACGGGCUGUUGCUCACGGGGACCAAUCAAGACGGGAUCCGGCUGCUGCAGCGGUAUUUAGACGCCACUGGAGAUAUUCAGUCGACGGCGCUUAUCGCUGUCCGUGCCUUUCCUGUGGAAAUGUUUUCUGAAACGAUAAAAGAAUGGAUUUCCAGCUACCGCAACCUUCUGGACACGUGGCAACUAUGGAACGAAAGAGCCCACUUUGACAUAAUGUUGAGUACUUACUGGCCGGCGGAUACCGCCCCACAGCAAGUCUACGUUUCGUGUAACUUCUGUGGCAAAAGUAUCUCGGCCUACAUGUACGGCCUUACUAGAGGACGCGGUCCCUUUCCACGUAUCAGUGGCACCGCUAAUAAACUUAAGAUGUCGUCUUGCCCCAACUGUCGCAAACCUUUACCCAGAUGCGCUAUUUGUUUGAUGCAUAUGGGUACCACCACGGGCAGUGGUAGUGGGGGCGACAGUAACAAAAUUAUCGAAUUUCCUAACUGGUUUACGUGGUGCCAGACGUGUAGACACGGAGGGCACGUUUCUCAUAUGACACACUGGUUCGAUGAACAUUCGGAGUGUCCGGUGACCGCUUGCACUUGCAAGUGUUUCUCAGUUGACUCCGUCAGCAACGCCAUUAUUAAGUGAACUGCACUGAUUGUGAUAUUUUAGACUGUUAUAUACAUUUUGGUAACGAAUUGUACUUUAAUAACGAUUUGACAUUUGUACGCGCAGUCGACAUUUUUGUCCGUUUGGGUGUGUUAAUUUGAGUGUUUUUUGACAAGAAUAAAUAUACAUAUUUGAGA